GAUGGACUUUAAAAAUAAGAAAAAAAAAUUUUCCUUGAUAUUGUUAGAAUCAUUUUCCAGCUUCUGGUUCUUCUUCGUCAUCAAAAAAUAAGAUAUCCACCGUUCCACCGAACAUUCUCUCCCGCCCUCUUCAUUCAGGAGAUCAAAAAAAUAAGAUAUCCACCGCCGCCUAUGGAUUGAGCUGAUGUUUCUACUGGCUCUUCGUAAUUUCUCUCAAUUAUUUCGUAAGAGUUUAUUAUACCCUUAUCUGCUGUUUAUUAAACUAUUUCUUAUCUACCUUCAAAAAAUAUGAAUUUUGUAACUUUUACGAUUGCGUUCUAGAUAAUUUAUGUUGAAGAUAGAAAUAGUUUACAGAAAAUGUUUCAUUUCUUUACUCACAGAAAUUUUUCUUUCCAACAAAAUUUACACCGAAGUUUUAAAAAUAUAGCCGACAUUUUAUAUGGGGGGAAGUAUGACAAACUAUGGGGAAAAGUGCCCUUCUUUAGCGACGCUCCUGGUAUUAAAUGAAACGCAAACAUCUGAAGAGAAGGCUUGUUUUCUAUCAAGUAUUUAACAGAAUAAAGGUGCAAAGAAGCCUUUCCACAUUUAAAAAUUCAUCGAAUUGCAGUGACCUCAAAGAUUAUGGUUCAAAAUGAAGCUUUGUGUCUUCGUUGGAAGAAUCUAUCUUGCUCAGUGCCAAAAACAAGCAUCCAACGCAGUCUGAAGUAUAUCAGCAGGUGGAUCCACUCGAUAUAGCAUUGUGUGAACUGGUGCACAAUUGAUAUUGGUUAUUAUCAUUAAUGCACAGAUGUUCAGACUUAGUUAAGCGAGUUUUUUCGAUAGAAAAACGCUGUUUUCUAAGUUUUUAGACAUAAAUUUCAAAAUUUUUGGACGGCCAGAGAGGGGCAAAUAAUUAUAGUUGGGCGGGCAGUGCUCCCCUUGGCUAGGCGGUAAUUUUCCAUCCACUUCAGGACUCUUGAUAAAAUAUAAACAUCUUUCUUCUGAACGCAACAAUUUAGGUCAAAUAAACAAAAAUAAGAUCAUGUAGUUACUUGUUUGCACGUUACUGAUAAAAUGAGUGGAAAUGAUGGCCUUUCAGGGGCCUCGGAAAUAAGAUAAAGACUUUAUAAGUCUACCUAAAACCACUAGUGAUGUUAAAGGAAGAAUAUGAAUUGAGGACAGCAUAGAAAAUGUUGCUGGUUCUUGAUGUUUUUAAAUAUUUGAAGGUACUAGUAAUUUUUGAAUAAAAAAUAAUGGUUUUUUCUCAUAGUUAAAUGAGGUGAACAAAUACGAGCCUAGAGCUAUUGACCUUAUGCUAAAAAGCUGAGCAUAUAUAAUUUUAAGUCAAUUUUCCUUACUAUUCGCCAAUUAUUUAGUAUCUGCUUAAUAAUCUUCUUAUGUGAUUAUCAGCAGUCCAUUCUUCUUCUCUUUUAGUCGGCAGUAAGUAUUAUAUAUUAGUUUCUGAUCACUCAAAUGGUCGAAUAGGAAUGAGCCAAAAAACUUGAGUGACAAAUGAUUGUAGAACACAAAUCAUGUUUGUUAAAGUAACGUUUUAAUCUCUUAAUUCGCCUUAGAAGUAAAAUGGAUGGGAUUAUUUCAGAUAAUUUUCUGAUGAGUCCCCAAGAGUGCUAAAUUAUUUGACGUAGUUCGUUAGGGAAAGCUUGUCACUUUUUAUACAUUGCGUUAUUUGCAUUAAACUGAGACAUUUUCGAAAGUGCAAUUGCAAUUGAUCAUGUUGCUUUCGUUAGAGUAAAAAUAUGGAAUAGGUGAGAUGGGACAUUAUUUAUGUGGGACGAUAAACCCCCCCCCCCUGUAGUACACAGAAAGUUUACCAACCACCUACACCCGACCCAAGCCUGUGGCACAGAACCGAGGUUAGAAUCUUGUUGAUUUUUCACAACGAGAUUGCAAAAAGGAAUGUUAUAAGAUGGCGGGAUUUUUAAAAGCUGUUGACCAAUUUCACCAAAAACUGUCUGAGUUGACGUCGGAACAAAAAAGACGAGGAUAUGAAAAUUCAUCUGUUACUUGGUCAUACGUGGCUUCAAAGAUCGUCCAGGUUUUAGGAAAGUACCCAACUGGCCUCACAGAUGCAGUAAUAUUAUCUGAGUUAGUAACUGGCCUAAACGACCAGAACAGGCUUACGACCAAAAGUUUAUCCGAGACAGAGCUUGGUUGCACACUCACAGUAAGUGAAAUACUCGAAUCAAGACAGGCAAACAUUUCAGCAUGCAUUGAAUGCUACAUAAGACCAGUUUCAGAGGAUAACGACAUAAAAACGACAAGAAUAGUGAGGCUAAUAGACAGGAAACUUGUUGAUCAAGGAUAUGUCGAGGAAGCUUGCCUUCCUGCAGUUGAAAUGUACUUGCAUCAAAAAAUUUGCUGCAUGGAAGAGAAAUUUGUCAAUUACCCUCUUAGGAUGACAAACCUUAGAGUUCAUAAUCUGCAAAGUAAGCAGCUUGGAAGUUUGUGGGACUUCAGGCUUCUACCAACAGAAUAUGUAAUUCCAGUACUAAAUCCUGUGAGUGACAAGAGAUUUAUAUCUGAAAGGUUUCUCUCACUAGAUGGGAUUUGGGACGAAGAUACUUUCCCUCACUACAGCAGGAAUUUGUUUGUCACUAUAAAUGAAAUUGGACGCCAAGAAACAAUCCACAAUCCAUAUGGCGACAGCACAAGGAAAGUGGAUAUCAGUGUUAUGGAUUCCAAGUCAAACAGAAUCAAGCUUGUACUUUGGGAUGAAGCUGUUGCUUUUAGAAACAUUUUUGGUGUUGGCGAUUUAUUGUGCAUUGAGGAGCCUUUUCUUGUGAAUGAUGGGAAUGAUGCCCAUUUAGAAUAUGGGCCUGCAACAAUCUUUUAUUUGAUUCCUGCUAACAUAUCUACAGAGAUCAUAUCCAGCCAAGCAACUCAAAAUGAUUCAUCAUUAGUUAAAAGAAGCUCAGAUGGAAGACUGGAUUUUCAAUCCUACCCUAAUCGCUUUGUUUCAGUUGACUUGAAAAGAAAUUCCCUCCAUGUGACAUUUGUAGGAACAAUAAAGACAUUAUCACCAAAAGUUGUCUUUGAGCAUCAAAUUGUUAAAGGGUAUAAGUUUGACAUUGAAAUAUUUGAUGAAUUUGGAGUUUUGAAAGUUGCAAUUUUUGAUGAUUCCUGUCAGCACCACAAAACCUUGUAUCCAGGACAGGUUUUGUUACUUGAAAACUUACAGACAGAUGAUUAUAAAUGCUGUACACUGAAAACAUUUGAGGGCGGGAAAUUGUCAAACAUCAGCUCUUUGAAAGGCUAUGUUGCUUCUCCUUGUAUGUAUGACUUAGUUGAGGUGAUCAAGCCACAGGAUCAUGGUUUUGUGAUGCUGGGCAAAAUCAGUGAGUUAAAGACAGCCACUGGAAGAUAUGUAAGACAAGUGCAUUUCACAUGCCUGGCUAGUUUAUGUGAAAAUGGGGGAGAAGGCUUGUGGUGUCCUAGAUGUCAGUGCACUGCUUCCGAAAUAGUAGUUUUGUGUGGAAAGUCUGAAACUGACGAUAUAUCAAAGAAAUGGAUUUGGCAAUACAAUGUGACAAUUUUUGUAGAAAAGUCAAGCCCACAUCAGCUGCUUAAACUCCAGGUUUCAGAGUGUGCUUGCAAAGAGUUAUUUCACAUGUCUUCAGAAGAGUUUGCAAGUAAAGAAGAACAAUUUCAGAAGUCAAUUGUUGAUGAAAUGCUUGGUAAAACAUGCAUUAUAACAGUCUCUAAAAAUGAUGAGCAUGUAUUACAAGCAGAUUCAGUUGAAAUAGCUACUGAAAGUUUUCUGGAGAACUUCAAUAAAUAGUUUGUUGAAACAGUAGUAACAUGUUUGAAAAUAAUGCAGAGAAAAAGUCAGACCUUGCAAAAACAUACAUAGGCCAGUGGUGGACACCUGGGGGCAAGGAGGGGGCAGCCUCCCCCAAAACUUUGGAGGACAAUGGUCUUUUGUUCUAAAACAAUAGGCAAAUUUGACAUCAUCUCAUUAAAACAAUAGGCUUGUCCCCAAUAUUUUACCAAGUGUCCGCCACUGAAAUAGUCAUAUUUUACACAAUAUCAUUUUUUGUGAAGCUUUUACACGUGUGUAGUAAAACAGAUGAGCCUCUGGGGGCAUGUUUAAUGACAAAGUUUUUACAAAGGAAGGGUGCAUACUAGGUUUUGGUGGAUGAUGGGACUGGCUUUUUUGAUAAGUGGUAUUUAAGAUGCACGGUGUUUGUGCAAGAUUUGGGAUAGUCAUAGGGAAGCGUGGAUAAGAGUAUAAAAGUUUAUAUGGAAUAUCUAUGUAUGCUAAAUUGUGUAUCCGCCAUAGAGAACAAGAAAAUUUUUUUAAGUCAAAGGCUUAUUGGUCAGAAAGAUGUGGGUCAUGGGAAAUGUAACCCCAAUUUUUAAAGGCCCUGGGUGAGUUUGGCAUUUUGGUUUCUACUUUACAUCUUUUAGUAUAUCUGGCACAGAAUAACCAGAUAUGAAGUUUGACACAUCUCAACCCAUUCAUACGGGGGGAAGAAGACUAGCGUUUCAUGUUGCUCUCAAAUUAGUGCAGCCUUCAAAACCAUAUAAUCAGGCAGUGUAGUACAUUGUAUUAAUGCUAUUUAACUCCCCGGUUUCACCUUCCCAGGCAGUGGCAGUUAUUAGGGGGCGAGGGGGAAAAAUCUUGACGACUUUUGAUCUUUUGCUUGAGAUCUUUUCUAGUCAAAUUAGUGCCAGUCAUUUCGUAAAGAACACCCAGAAAUGCCAGAACAGCCAGAAUAGCAAGAACAGUAAGAAGAAAGGUUGAUUUCCUAACCAUAUAAAGCUAUUAAAUACUAUGCAGAUAUACGCACUUUCUUCUUUUUCUUCUUCUUGUACCGUAGCAUAUCAUGGCAUAAGAUUUCAUGAGUUGUUCUUCAGUUUCUGUCAAAUAAUUUUUAUCUUUUCCUGUCUCUUGCAGUGUUGCCAAUCUCAACAUUGUUCCACACCUUCAGCCCAGUGGCGUAGCGUCUAUGUAUGCUACGCUUGCGGCGCAAGCGUAAAAAUUUAUAGACAAAUUCUAAAAUUCUUGCAACACUUUCAAUGCAUAACAAUUUCCGCAAUAAACGGCUUCUCUUUCUUGUCAUGAGCAGCAUGCAGUGAACUCUAGCGCCAACAGGCCAAUUGGCCCCAAAUUGGCUAUUUUUAUAAGUAAACAGAUCGCUAAAAAUUAUGAAAUUCGAAAAAUCUGAAAAACUGAAGCCCCUCCACAUCACUCUUUUUGCCUGUCCAAAAUAAGAGAAACAUGUGAUGCUCCAGUGCAGCUUCAGUGCAACUCGAGAGAAGCUUCUGAGAGAAGUGAGAAUUUUCCGGACUGGAGCUUGCGGUCGGCCUGAGCGCAAGCCUUCCCAAAUAUUUGAUAAUCCACAACAUGUUUCUACCUAUAAGCUGCUUUUUGCGAAUACUCUUUGCGUGAUAGAUCAUUUCAAAUCCAAUUAUUUUCCUUUCUUUACUUUGUGACUGUUGAAAAGAGAAAAAGUUUCGUCAAAGUGGGGUCAGAGUCUAUUUGUCAUGAUCCGCAUUCCGUAAUUCAAGUCAAAAGGCUUGCCAGUAUAGUCAGAAUUUACGGACCAGGGCAUGCGGUAGACCUGAGCGCAAGCCUUGCCAAAUACAUGAUGAUUUGCCGGGACUAACUUUCUGAAACUUUACACAUGGAAGCAUCUUCAAUUCUAACAACUCUCACAGCUCACUAUUUUCAUCUUAGUUAACUAUGAGAGUAAAAAAUGAGCAGAAACUGUUGCUCCUGUUCGCUUAGGCUCUGCAGUGUGUUAACAAUUUCGCAAUGUGGAGAGCUCCUUCUUGCGGGAAUCCCCAGCUUCAUAAUAGCAUAAAAAAUUCUUACAUUAGGUGGGCAUUAGGUGAUGCCUUUUCUUGAGGAAUAUGAAUAAGAAUAAAAUAUUUUGCAAAGCAGUUUUAGCACUAGGAGUUAUUCUGAAAAGUCUUGCUAAACAACUGAGCUUUUUUCAAAAACUUUCGCAUGGGUGAUAAUUUUUCCCUUGGCCCCUCUUCACUUGCCAACCUCUGUCGGAGCCUCUGAUGCUAAGAAUAGACACCUU
This is a messenger RNA of Rhopilema esculentum, 6032 nucleotides long. RefSeq lists its product as uncharacterized. The record is from RefSeq and is a predicted model, not a curated record. NCBI's taxonomy places the organism in Eukaryota, Metazoa, Cnidaria, Scyphozoa, Rhizostomeae, Rhizostomatidae.